Messenger RNA from Danio rerio (zebrafish), 1700 nucleotides. Its product is annotated as zgc:103438. The record is from RefSeq and is marked predicted. Lineage: Eukaryota; Metazoa; Chordata; Actinopteri; Cypriniformes; Danionidae.
AGAUGUUGCGGUAGUUCUGACAGUGAAGGAAGCUUCAAUUCUGAUUACUGCAGAGGAUGGCGCAGAAGAUGACAAAUGAUGCCUGAAGCUUUAAAAGCAAAUGUCCUGCAAAUAUCAAACCUAAAAUCAACUUUACUGAGCACAAGAUGCUGUCACUGGGACGGUUCUAUUUGAAAAGUUACACCAUAUUGGGGUUAUUCUGGUACCUCAAAGGCACAUACACCACCAAACCAGAUGAUGACAGGGCAGUUCCUGAUUUUGGAAAGAUGUAUCAUGUCAAAGGUGUGAUUUCAUUGCCUUCCUAUGAGAUAGAAGAACCUUUUGAAGCUUGGUACGACUUUGAGGAGAACAGAAGUCGAAUCGACUACUAUAAUGGUACAACGCGCACAUUUCUGAUUGGAAAUGACUUGGAUUAUGGGGCCAUUUACCAAAUCAAACCAGUCCUUCCUCCCAGCGUUAUUAAGUGUUUCCAGCUUAAAGGUACCAAAGAGGAACCGAUACGGCCACAGUCAGCAAUGCCUGAUGUACAGGGAUUUGAGUUUGAGAAGAUGGAGGAUUGCAAAGGGGUUCAGUGUGAGGUCUGGAAAACCGUCACAGAGGCUGGCCAUAAGAAGAACACAUACCGUCUGUGGGUCACACGUCCAGAGGGAAAUUAUGCUCCAGCCACACCACACCGCUUUGAGAUGGAGGGCUUCAACACUCUUCUAGAUUCCCACAAUGACAAAUACAGCAUUGAGUACAGUGACUUCUGCACACAAUCUGAGCCUGAUGUUUUCACUCCACCUGCAGGAUUUACCUGUGAAGAGUUUCCUGAUCCUCCUGAGGAGCGACAAAUAUUAGCCAAUCCCAUUCAAGACUAUGUCAGCACCAACCCUGUUAGCCACGCCCACCGAAUGUUUGGCCCCUUUAAGGAGAAGUUUAAUCGACAGUAUAAAAGCGAGGAGGAACACGAGAAGCGUGAAAUCAACUUUGUUCAUACGCUUCGGUUUGUGCACUCUAGGAACAGAGUUGGUCUUUCAUUCUCCCUCGGUAUCAAUGACCGCUCCGACUGGUCAAGGGCAGAAAAAAGAAAGUACUGCUAAAAUUUCAUUGUUGGCUAUCUAAACUUAUUUUUAAAUAAAAAAGGUGAGUGCUAAUUAUUAAGUCGCUAAAUGAUUAAGUUUCUAAAAAUAAAAACCCUAAUUGUACUAACUUAUGACAUGUGUCUUUUUGUAGUGUGUAUAUAAAACAGAUGAAGUCAAUUGGGUAAAUUCACCAAAGAUUAACAACAUCUAUUGCAAAUCAAUUUGUUUUGAGCUGUAAACUGCCUCUACUAUAUUUAGAUUGUCCUUAUUAAUAACUAGAGCUGCAUGAUACUGGAAAAUAUUUGAUAUUGUGGGUAUUGCCAUAAUCAUAUUUCUUAUAUAAUAUUUCCCUUGAACAUGCUAUUUUUUGUUAGCUUGUUUAUAAAUGAUUUGUUUAUUUAAUUAUAUUAAAAUAAACAUGUAAUAGAUAUAUUUCAGAUCUAAUUAUUUCUAAUUCAGUCAAGUUUAGUGCAGCAGAUAUCCUGACUCUGACUAUUGUUGUUUUUUCUUUUAUUCUUUGUAUUUUUUUCCCUGAUUUUGUCUCUGACUUACUCUUGUUGUUUUAGUUUUGUGAAGCACAUUGGUUAACUUGAGUUGUUUUUAAUUAUGCUAUAUGAAUAAACUGUCAUUCAUUAA